GGCCCUGCCAACUCUUGGGGUAUUCACGGUCUCUGGCCCGAUGAUUGCGAUGGCGAUUACUCUGAGGAUUGCGACACGUCCCGUGAGUACACGGACAUCACCACGCUGAUCGAGAAGUACGGAACCACCGAGCUGCUGGACUUUAUGGAAACCUACUGGAACAGCAAUGACGAGUCGAACGAGGAUUUCUGGGAGAGCGAGUGGGCCGAGCACGGAACCUGCAUCAGCACCCUGGACCCGACUUGCUACACGGACUACGAGACUGGUAUUGAGGCCGUCGAUUUCUUCCAGAUCGUCGUGAACCUGUUCCAGACCCUGACCCUUUACGCAGCGGGCAUUGUUCCAUCCAACUCUGCCACAUACACGCUGUCCGAGAUCAACGCUGCCAUCUCGGCCCAGUUCGGUCAGGAUCCCGUCCUCCUCUGCGACGAUGAUACCAUCUCCGAGAUUUACUACGGUUUCUACGUCAAUGGCCCUCUGCUGAACCAGGACUUUGUUCCUGCUGCUGUUGUUGGCGAGGACUCAACUUGCCCUAGCAGUGGAAUCAAGUACCCCGUCAAGUCGGGUGCGACGACCACCACCACCACUGCGACCGCGACGACGACCUCGUCCUCGAGCAGUGCCACUGGCAGCACCGUUUCGGGAGAUGGAUACUGGUACGCGUACUAUGACGGCGAGAAGAACGGCUGCCUGAUCAGCGAGGGAUACUGGUACACGACAGGCACUUGUGCGACUUACGAAGCUACCACCUCUGGUGACGGUUUCACCAUGACCUCUUCCAAGGGCACCUGUGGAGUCAGCGACAAUGAGCUGGGUUGCGCCUCCGGCGUUUCCUCGACCACCUUCACUGUGAUCGAUGGCUACCUUGCGUACGACGGUACCACAACUUUCUACUCCAACGAGAUCCCUACUGGUGAUGACGAGGCCUAUAUCUGGACCGACUACGGCGAUUAUGAGGUUACCUUCCAGUGGUAUGCUCUGUAA
Molecule: messenger RNA, 984 nt
Organism: Cryphonectria parasitica EP155
Lineage: Eukaryota; Fungi; Ascomycota; Sordariomycetes; Diaporthales; Cryphonectriaceae
Product: ribonuclease T2
Exons: 6
Biological process (GO): RNA catabolic process
Cellular component (GO): extracellular region
Molecular function (GO): RNA binding; ribonuclease T2 activity
Source: RefSeq, a predicted model, not a curated record